CAUUCAAAAGGCACAAAUGUCAACCCUCCAGGGAGCUGUUUUUCCUGUGAAUGCUAUUUUCUUUGUUCAUCUUUUCAAACCAACAUUAAUGCUUGAACAAUUUUAUAAGAUGUUUGUGAAUUGAAAUACAGUUGAGUAAGCUUUCAACUGGUUUGGUGCAAUGAAGAGUGCUCUUUUCAUCAGCUUCUUGUUUUCUUGCUCUCUGCUGCUUUUAGACUCUUCAACUUCACUUCCUCUAUGCACUGAUUCAAGGGCACCCUUUACCGUCAAUACCACACUUGAAUUUUGCCCUUAUAAUGGAAGCACAUGUUGCAACUUCACAGAAGAUGCACAAAUACAGAAGCAAUUCCAACUGAUGAAAGUAUCUGAUCCUGGCUGUGCCUCGCUUUUGAAAUCAAUACUUUGUGCGAGGUGUGACCCUUUUUCAGCUGAGCUAUUUACAGUUCAAUCCACACCUAGAUCAGUUCCCGUACUUUGCAAUUCUGCCAUUUCAGCAAAUUCUUCACAGUCAAAGGUUGAUGUGCAGAACUUUUGCUCUGAAGUGUGGGAUACAUGUCAAACUGUGUCCAUAACAAACUCACCAUUCUCCCCUUCAUUACAAAGCCAAGGAGGAGGAAUACAACUAAACACCAGUGCAACCAAACUAACUGAUUUAUGGCAGUCCAAAACAGAUUUUUGCAAUGCAUUUGGUGGAGGCUCCAACAAUGAAUCACUAUGCUUUGAGGGAGAACCUGUUGCCUUGAAUAACACUGAGACUAGUCCUAUAAGCUCCCCACAUGGUUUGUGCAUUGAGAAAAUUGGAAGUGGAUCUUAUAUCAACAUGGUAGCUCACCCUGAUGGCUCAAACCGUGCAUUCUUCUCUAAUCAAAUGGGUAAAGUUUGGUUGGCAACUAUUCCUGAUAUGGGGUCAGGAGAAAAAUUGAAGCUUGAUGAGUCAAGUCCCUUUGUUGAUCUAACUGAUCAUGUUUAUUUUGAUACUCAAUUUGGAAUGAUGGGCAUGGCAUUUCAUCCGAAUUUCGCAAACAAUGGUCGAUUCUUCGCUUCAUUCAACUGCGAUAAAGAUAAGUGGUCAGGGUGUAAUGGGAGAUGUUCUUGUAAUUCAGAUGUUAACUGUGAUCCUUCAAAGCUAGGUGAUGGUAAUGGUGCUCAACCAUGUCAGUACCAAACUGUUGUUGCAGAAUAUACUGCUAAUGGGACUGCGUCUCAGCCAUCCGCGGUGGAAAGUGCUAAACCAACAGAGGUGAGGAGGAUAUUUACCAUGGGACUCCCAUUUACAUCUCAACAUGGAGGUCAGAUACUCUUUGGACCUGGUGAUGGGUAUUUAUACUUCAUGAUGGGAUAUGGAGGAGGUUCAGGUGAUCCAUUCAAUUUUGCCCAAAACAAGAAAUCAUUGCUUGGAAAGAUCAUGAGGCUUGAUGUAGACAACAUUCCAAGUGCAUCAGAAAUUACCAAACUUGGCCUUUGGGGUAGCUACUCCAUUCCCAAGGAUAAUCCAUUCAGGGAAGAUAAAAAUGUGCAGCCUGAAAUAUGGGCCUUGGGAUUAAGAAAUCCUUGGCGAUGUAGUUUUGAUUCAGAAAGACCUUCCUACUUUUUUUGUGGAGAUGUUGGCCAGGAUCUUUACGAGGAGGUGGAUCUCAUCACUAAAAGUGGAAACUAUGGCUGGCGUGUGUAUGAAGGACCUUAUCUAUCCACUCUUACAGAGUCAUCUGCAGGAAAUACCUCGCUUAAUUCCAUAAAUCCAAUUCCCCCAAUAUUGGGAUACAACCAUUCUGAAGUAAACAAGAAUGAAGGGUCAGCAUCUAUUACUGGGGGAUAUGUCUAUCGAUCUAGGACUGAUCCUUGUAUGUAUGGAAGGUACCUGUAUGCUGAUCUUUAUGCAGGUGCAAUGUGGGCAGCAAUUGAAGACCCUGAAAAUAGUGGAGACUUCAGCACUAGCAGAAUCCCUUUCAGUUGUCCCCAUGAUUCUCCUAUCCAAUGUGGCUCAGUACCUGGAAGCUCCCUUCCAGCUCUGGGAUACAUCUUUUCAUUUGGUGAAGACAACAGCAAGGAUGUUUAUAUUCUUGCAAGCACUGGUGUUUACCGAGUUGUUCCCCCAAGUCGCUGUAACUAUGCUUGUUCACAAGAAAAGGCAACAACUACUCCUUCUUCAUCUCAUGCAAGCCAUUGGAGUAACUUUUAUGGAUAUCUGUUUCUGCAGAUUUCAUCUUUCUUGUUGCUUUUGAUGGGUUUUAUGUAAGCAUGUGCUGAUACACUAUGAUCUUGAAGCAUGAUCAGCUUAUUUUUCCUUAAAAUCAGUUUCUGUACAAAAGCUACUCACAUAAACUUUUCCCUAAAAUUGAUUUUACCUUUAAAAUCAAUUGUAGAUCAAGGUUUCAAAACCAUGCAGUGGUCAAGGCUUUCAAAACCAAAGUGAUAAGUACUUUGAAGUGUUUAAAUUUACAGACCUUAUUGGUGUUGUACUGAACCUUCAUUAUAAUUACAUAUUCUUAGUGCUA
Messenger RNA from Lotus japonicus, 2495 nucleotides. RefSeq names its product HIPL1 protein-like. The transcript is spliced from 7 exons. Lineage: Eukaryota; Viridiplantae; Streptophyta; Magnoliopsida; Fabales; Fabaceae. Bases 161 to 2236 code for a protein of 691 amino acids. The record is from RefSeq and is a predicted model, not a curated record.